Pistacia vera is the source of this 1276-nucleotide messenger RNA. Its product is annotated as homogentisate solanesyltransferase, chloroplastic-like. Lineage: Eukaryota; Viridiplantae; Streptophyta; Magnoliopsida; Sapindales; Anacardiaceae. Bases 44 to 1276 code for a protein of 410 amino acids. The record is from RefSeq and is a predicted model, not a curated record. Gene Ontology annotation, molecular function: prenyltransferase activity. Gene Ontology annotation, cellular component: membrane. The transcript is spliced from 9 exons.
CACCGCUCUCUCCCUCCCUUCUCUUCCUCCCUCUGUCCACUUCAUGGAGCUCUCACUCUCACACUCAUCUUCUUUAACAAUUUCAGCGGUAACUGCUCCCUGCAAUACUUAUUCAAUCCAAACUAAGAUACCCGUUAAGCCCAAGUGCAAAUCCUUUGAGUUGCUGCUGAAAUGCUCCGAGAAAGGGCCUUCACUUGGGCUGUACAGUAGCAGAAUUGGCUCUAAACAUGCACCAAAACGAUCCCAGAGGCGUAACUCCAUCUGGGCCUCAUCUGAUAUUGGAGCAGCUGGAUCUGAUCCAGUGCUGAACAAAGUGUCAGCUUUCAAAGAUGCAUGCUGGAGAUUUCUUAGGCCCCAUACUAUACGUGGAACUGCUUUAGGAUCAGUUGCUUUGGUAGGGAGAGCAUUGAUUGAAAACUCAAACCUAAUUAAAUGGUCACUGCUGUUGAAGGCAUUCUCUGGUCUCGUGGCUCUAAUUUGUGGGAAUGGUUUUAUAGUUGGCAUCAAUCAGAUCUACGAUGUUGGCAUUGACAAAGUAAACAAACCUUACUUACCAAUAGCUGCUGGGGAUCUUUCAGUGCAAUCUGCAUGGUCAUUGGUGAUAUUUUUUGCUGUGACUGGUCUCUUGAUUGUUGGAUUAAACUUUGGCCCAUUCAUCACUUCCUUAUACUCUCUUGGCCUUUUUCUGGGAACCAUCUAUUCUGUUCCUCCACUUAGAAUGAAGAGAUUUCCUGUGGCUGCAUUUCUUAUAAUUGCAACGGUAAGGGGCUUUCUUCUUAAUUUUGGUGUAUAUUACGCCACAAGAGCUGCCCUUGGACUCUCAUUUGAAUGGAAUGCACCUGUGGCUUUUAUUACAACAUUUGUGACAUUGUUCGCAUUGGUCAUUGCUGUUACAAAAGAUCUUCCAGAUGUAGAGGGAGAUCGCAAAUUUCAAAUAUCAACUUUAGCAACAAAGCUUGGAGUUAGAAACAUUGCAUUCCUUGGUUCUGGACUUCUGCUGGUAAAUUAUAUUGCUGCUAUAUUGGCAGCAAUUUACACUCCUCAGGCUUUCAGGCGUAACUUAAUGAUACCUGCACAUUUAAUCUUGGCAUCAUGCUUGAUUUUCCAGUUAGAUUAUGGCAAGUUAGAUUUGUAUUUAGAUUCUGAUAAAACCCCAGGAUUAACAAACAACAAGCAACCAAUAAAUCAGACAAUGCACCAAUUCUCAAGUGUUUUCACAAGACAGAUUUGGAUGGAUUUAAUCAGAUUGAUAUUAAGAACUGAAAAUGGUAAAUAA